Messenger RNA from Cryptosporidium muris RN66, 2544 nucleotides. RefSeq lists its product as uncharacterized. The coding region runs from base 1 to 2544 and encodes 847 amino acids. The record is from RefSeq and is a predicted model, not a curated record. The transcript has a single exon. NCBI's taxonomy places the organism in Eukaryota, Apicomplexa, Conoidasida, Eucoccidiorida, Cryptosporidiidae. Gene Ontology annotation, molecular function: oxidoreductase activity, acting on peroxide as acceptor; L-leucine binding. Gene Ontology annotation, cellular component: nucleus. Gene Ontology annotation, biological process: cellular response to L-leucine; positive regulation of macroautophagy; negative regulation of TORC1 signaling.
AUGGGAGAAGUAGAUGUAUCUUUGGAAAUUAAGCUUAUGCAGAAUUUCAUAGAUGUAGGUUUAAAAAUGUUAGGUAUAUUAGACUGGAAAUUUUUGGACUCAGCUAAUACUACUCAUUUUAUAACUAAGAGAAUAAGAAACAUUUUGAGAGAUAUACUGCUAAAUAAAUCAACUGAAUACUGGAGGUAUGAACAAACUUUCUUGAUCCUCCUCAAACUUAGUUCUAAGAUAAAUCCUUUUAAAAAAAUUAGAGAAAACAUAUCUAAAAAUUGGGAAAAAAUUAUUUCUAGUAUUUUAAAGGUAUGGGAUAUUAAAUAUAAAGAUAAUGGCUUAGAAUUAUUAAAGAAUAAUUCAAUUUUAAUAGAUAUAAAUUAUGAGACUAUUGAUAGUGUAGAUGCAAGAGCCUUAUUGUAUAUAAGAAUUGGAGGUACAAUAUUCUCUUUGUUUGAUGCAGUAAAACUUUUUACUAUAGAUUCUGAAUUAUAUAAUAAAGAUAUAAAAGUCUUAUUACCAUGUGGGAGAUUUAUGUCACCUGAAUUAAUUGUAUCUAAUAUACCAGGUAAUGAAAGAUGUACAGCAGAAAAUACUGAUCCAUCAACUAGUAAUCUUGAUAUUGAUAUAUCUGUAGAUUUUUGGAUAGACGUAUUUAAGACAUUUUAUGGGCGUAUUCCAUCAGUAUUUCGAUUUUCAUAUAUAUUACCAGAAUAUGCACAAUCUUUAUUGAAAUCUUAUAAGGUUAUAAUGGAGGAUUCUAGGCAUGGAGCAUUAUCUAUACCAUGGCGUCAUUUUAUUGGUAUACUAUCUGCAGCACUAUAUAAAAAUGAUUAUAUGGUAAAAUUAGAAAUGCAAAUGUUUUUGAUUAAUAAAGGCUCAGUAGAAUGGCUAACUAAAGGUACUAAUUCAUUACCUUGUAAAUUACAAAAUCUGACUGAAUUCAUUAAUUUCCUGGCAUUUGAUCCUGCAAAUAUACCAUAUGAUAUUAUGAAUGGUUUAUUAGGGGUUAGAUCUGGUAUACAAGGGUGGACAAUAACAGAAUUAUGUCAUGUAUUAUGUGUAGUAACAACUAUUCAAUCAAUGUCACAAUUAGCAUCAGCUUUUGGAUUAACUUCAAUGGAUCAUUGGGAUUUGGGAUGUGAUCCAUUGGAGGGUUUAGAAUGUGAUGGUGAUACACGUUAUAAACCAAUUCCUGAAUAUAAAAUUGAAGUUAGUAUAUACGAGAAUUCGACUGUAUAUAGUUCUUCAGAAGUACCAAAGAAAUUUAAUUUAAUUUCUGGAGAUAAUUCAAGCUAUUAUAAUCAAUUACUUGCAGAAUAUGUAGAUUUGACUAAUUUACUUAAUAAUAAAUGUGAACCUGAGUGUUCAACAAAUAAAAAUGAUAAUAUACUGAUAUAUAAUAUUAAGAAAUCUGAAAUAUCAAAUACAUUAUCACAUAUCUUUCCAUGGUUUUCAUUUAACUUUUUAAGUUCUGUAUUAGAAAGAUUUAAUAAAGAGUCAUUAUCUAAAAUUUUUUUAACUUCUGGAAAUAACCAAGAUAAAAAUAAUAUUAAGAGUAAUAAUGCACUUCCUUGUAAAUCUUUGGUUAGUAUUCCAGUAUAUAGUAAAUCUCAAAAUAUAUUUGAAAAACCCUUUGAGAGUAAAGUUUGUGAUUCAGAUUUUUAUUUAAACUCAGAAAAUAAUAUAAUUCAAAGUAAACCUAAUAAAAAUCAUAUUGGAAUUGAUUCUUCAAAGUUAGAAACAGAUAGCAUCGAGAUUUGUAAUAUAUAUGAGAAAUCUUUUGAUCAUCUUAUUCGUUUAUUAGAACGUUUUCCUCCACAAGGAGAUAUUGAUAGUAUUAGUAGAGAUCAGAUUUCCCAAUUUCGUUCAAAUACAGCUCGUUAUAAAACUGAUAAGUUUUUAUUAGCCUCUGUUAUGCAAGCAAAGCCUUCUCACACCUUUGAACCGCUAUCAAUGAGAUUUAUUUUAAGUACAAAAGUACAAAGUGAGGAUUUAUCACAUGAUAGUAUAAAUACAGCUAAUUCCCAUAAGUUUGUUAAUAAAAAAAAGUGUAAUUCUUGGAAUCACACACCACUCUCUAUACCAGCUAGAUUUUCUAUACAAACACAGGAUUAUGAAUUUUAUUCAGAUACAGCAUGGACAAUUUUAUCUACUUAUUCUUAUGAUGCUUCUAUAUGUAUUAAAAAUGAAUUGGAUACUGUUUUAUUUAUCUGUGGAAAUAAAAUGAAUACAAUCCAAGAUAAAUUCAAAGUUCCAACUACAAAUCCAAUUAGAUCAGCUUUGUGGAAUUAUGUCUUCAAGUUAUGUGGUAUUACUAAAUCAGAUGCUUUUGAGACAAUAUAUAAUAGUUUUCUUCCUGUAGGACUAAAAAUUUUAUUAAAGAAGGUUAUAUGUUUUCCACAUAAAAUAUUGAGGUCAGAUUUUGAGAGAUGUAGGACCACUUUUUCUUAUAGAGAACUUAUAUACUUUAUAAUUGUAGCAUGCAAAGCGAAACAGGCUGCAACUACUACUUGUGCCAUACAGGUAAUUGCUCAAAUUAUGAAGGUAUAA